Molecule: messenger RNA, 1336 nt
Organism: Carlito syrichta (Philippine tarsier)
Lineage: Eukaryota; Metazoa; Chordata; Mammalia; Primates; Tarsiidae
Gene: PRRT3
Product: proline rich transmembrane protein 3
Exons: 2
Coding region: 1-1269 (422 amino acids)
Source: RefSeq, a predicted model, not a curated record
AUGGCCGCCUGCCCAUGGGGCCAUGUAUGUGGCUUCCUGCUGCUGUUGCUGCUGUCAUCCCUAGGGGCUCGCCCUGCCCUGGGCAGGGGCCUUCCUAGGCCACUUGACCACUCAGAAACCCACCUGAUCCCAGGAGCCCACUCCAAGAGCCCCAUGGGCUCGGAGCCCCAGGCUUUUGACUUCUUCUGGGAGACCCACAGAGAUGAGGGUCCCUGGAACUCCGAUGCCCCCCAUGCCCUUGCUGAAGAGAUGCCUGAGAAGCCUGUAGCCUCUAACCUUGGCCCAGCCCUGCAUGGGCCCAGAGCAGACCAUGGGGUUCAGAGAGAGCGACUUCCAGUGACUGAUGACCUCCAGAUGGCUCGAGGGCCAAGCUCCCAUGGCUGGACAGGAUCUCCUGACUCACAGGAGCCCCUGGAGCAGGAAGCACUGGCUCCCCAUCCCGUGGGGCCCCCUCAUCUCACUUUCAUCCCCACAACUCCUAGACUCCAACUCCGGGGAGCCACAGUUCCUCCCUCCCUGGAACCUGGAGGCCAAGUGGGACAGCGACCACCUAGAGAUGAGGGUCUGAAGGCCAAAGCCAAGACCAGGAUCCCGCACCCUUCUCCCUUGGACCACCAGGGCCCUCCCCCCACUCUUGUGUCCCACUCAGGCACUGUCAGGAGGCCAGUGCUGGAAGAACAGGAUGGGCUUCAGGAGGACUUCCAGGAGGCAGCUCAAGGCCCCCUCUUCACCCAGCAGGAGCCGGCAGCCCAUGGUGUUGGUCCGAUAUCCCCAGUUGAGGUGGCGUCUUCUCAGGAGCCUGGGACUCAGCCAGACUUGGCCUUGUCCGGAAGCCUUCCUCCUGCUGAGGAGCUGCCGCUGGAGCCCCCCAGGAAGGCUGGAGCUGGGGAGACCUGGGAAGUCAGCUCCCCAGGUCUUCCACCCAAGCAGGCUGACCUCCCUGAUACUAAGGACUCACCAGGCCCCCAACCCGCAGGUCCGCCCAUCUCAGAGGCUCCUGAUGGCCCGCCCAAGCAAGAGAUAGCUGAAAUAAAUGGAGCAGAUCCCAUCUCCCCCCAGCGGGUGAGAGGAGCAGUGGAGGCCCCGGGCACCCCCAAGUCCCUUGUCCCUGGUCCCUCAGACCCUGGCCCAGCUACAAAUGGAACAGAGAGCCCUGUGGGGGCCCUGCAGCCAGGUGAGGGCAUGGCCGGGGGUUGGGGGAAAGGGCAUACUUUGUCCAACAACCAAAAACAUGUGACGGGUAUAUGGAGGGUGGGGGGUGGGGAGUGAAUGGGGACACAUGCCUGCUUAAAGGAAUUGGCCAGGACCUUCUUCAAGCACCUUAGGAUAAUAAACU